CAUUAUUCAUAAGUACAGACUACGUAGCUCAUCCACUAAGGACUUAUCAAGUCAUCAACUAAUUAUAUUACUUACCUAUAUAAAAGCGACUUCCUACUGCAAGGAUCAUCAAUUACCAGCUACCAGCAGAAGCAGUCCAUUCCUACAGUAUCACGAUGCACGCGUUUGGAUUUUUAUGUGUAAUUGCAGUCGCAUAUGCAUUGCCUGUUCUCCCGAAACCCCCCGCUAUACCACCUAAAUCUGUAGAACACAACCUUGAAGCACAAAAUAAAGAACGUGCAUUAAUACUUAAGGAAGUAGCAGAAGCAAAACCCGAAGUACAAAUAUACAAUGAGCAAGACCCCAUCGCGGAGAAUGAAAAGAAUCACGAUUUAAUUUUGAAAGAAGCUGAACAGUCCAAGCCUCAAUAUCAAAAGUAUGAUGAGCAAAAUUCUGAUUCGUCGGAAUUUAGACCAUUCAAUGAUGGAGAAUCAUCAAGUGAGGAUAUUGACAACGAGAAAAAGUCUAAGCCGAAGCUUGUAAUCCCAAAACCUCCUUCAUUUUCAACUAAAUUGUCUGUACCCUCUUUGCCGAUUUCGCUGUCAUCACUACCAACUUUAGGUAUAAAGUGGCCAAUUCGCGUCCCUGCCAUCUUUAAACCACCUAAAAUUACUUAUUUAGGUUAAUUUUUAGAAAAUAAUGUAUUAACUUACCAUACUGUACAUACUUAUAAUUAAAUAUAAUAUUUUUAUUAAUCUAAA
Colias croceus (clouded yellow) is the source of this 740-nucleotide messenger RNA. RefSeq lists its product as uncharacterized. Bases 156 to 665 code for a protein of 169 amino acids. The record is from RefSeq and is a predicted model, not a curated record. Lineage: Eukaryota; Metazoa; Arthropoda; Insecta; Lepidoptera; Pieridae. The transcript has 2 exons.